Fomitopsis serialis is the source of this 511-nucleotide messenger RNA. RefSeq lists its product as uncharacterized. The transcript has a single exon. Lineage: Eukaryota; Fungi; Basidiomycota; Agaricomycetes; Polyporales; Fomitopsidaceae. The record is from RefSeq and is a predicted model, not a curated record. The coding region runs from base 76 to 381 and encodes 101 amino acids.
ACCGUCCUUCCUGCGUUGGCCCUAUGGUAUCGUUGGUUGGUAGUCAGGCGUCGUGCACGCGCGGACCCGACGGCCAUGGCGCAAAGUGGGGCCAUCCUACCAACCCUCCGGCCUCCACUUAGUGGCAACAACCGCCGCCCGCUGCAGUCGCAAGAUUCUUACCUCGGCGAGAACAUCGCGAAACGGAAAAUUGCAGUGCAGCGGGAGGCUCCUCCAGCGUAUCACGGGAAGGAACUCGCGGAGGGUGAGACGGUAGUCCCUACCGCUCCGCCCCAGGGGGCCGAGACCCCUCCGGCGUAUUCGACGCCUACCCUCGCACCGUUGCCUCCAGCUUACAUACCAGACAAUGUACGUCUAAUUUAUUCGCGCCAUUAUCUUUGAUACCCAAAUUUCUGUAGACUUCUCGUCAGGCUACUCAGGUAGCAUGACAGUCCCACUCGAUGUCUGAGAUGCGCGAAGAGUCAUAAUGUCCUUUCCUGCCAACACUUGUAUCGCUAAUACACACAAAGAU